Carassius gibelio (silver crucian carp) is the source of this 3738-nucleotide messenger RNA. Its product is annotated as leucine-rich repeat and immunoglobulin-like domain-containing nogo receptor-interacting protein 2. Gene Ontology annotation, cellular component: extracellular region. The record is from RefSeq and is a predicted model, not a curated record. The transcript is spliced from 5 exons. Bases 840 to 2687 code for a protein of 615 amino acids. Gene Ontology annotation, molecular function: protein binding. Lineage: Eukaryota; Metazoa; Chordata; Actinopteri; Cypriniformes; Cyprinidae.
GCGCAAUGUUCAAUACUCCGAGCAUCUAGACAUUGUGCCGGGUGGGUGAAGAGACAAUUAAAUCUACGAUCCAGAAAAAAUAUAAGUGACACACGGAUUAAACGCAAAAGGUUUGUGCUCCUUUUUAGGCUUGGUGUGGAGUGCAGAUUGUGCGCGCAAGUCUUAAAGUUCUCCAGGAUGCAAGCUCUUGUGGAGAAUGAGCUAAGCGGAGCGGUGCACGGCGGGAUUCUCCGAGGUUGGAGCGCAGCUGCUGACUUCAGCCACUAACGGGAGGACCAAGGAGGAGAGCUGCCUCCGUUUUCUCUCUCUCUUUUUCCAUUCACAGUCUCACAGAGAUAGGCAGCAUCCCUCAGCCCCUGCAUUGAAAAUAGAAGAGGUUAAAGGGAGGAAAAAAGAAUAAAGGAGAAGAAAAAAACGGGAUUAUAAAAGCAGGGAGUAAUCAAGGAAAAUCUGAAGCAAGGACAAAAAGAAUUCAAAAUAGAUCUACAUCUCAGGCUCUUGUGUUUGCUGUUUCGUGGGGCUAAACUGAAGAGAUUUGGGUCGUGCAUUGCUUUGCUUCAGCCAGCCUGUGGAGUAUAGGAUCACAAAUAACAUUUUAAGGCCUUGGACAUUGCCUCUUCUCCUGCCUCUAGGCUGACAAACGGUUCUGCUUUCAUGUGAUCCGGCUGUGAAUUCUGCUGUUGCAACAGUCUUCUGCAAGCAAAACUUCAUCCCACACAUUGACAUCUGUAUUCAGAAGGCCUGACAGAUAUAAGAAGCAAACCCUAACGAGAAGGCUCUUUAGUAGAAGAAAAACAUGGCCAAGGGGAAGAUCUCUUCUCCAUGUGAGCCAUGACAGUAUGGUGGACUGUUUGAGUCGAGUCAUGCUGCAUACAGCCGUGUCUUGCUGGCAGCCUUUGCUGGGGCUCGCCUUGGUGGCCGUGUUCGUGGGCUCCACUCUGGCCUGCCCCGCCCGCUGCGAGUGCUCCGCCCAGAGCCGCUCUGUCAUCUGCCACCGCAAGCGCUACAACGCCAUCCCUGAUGGAGUCCCAAUUGAGACACGAAUCCUUGAUCUCAGCAAGAAUCGCAUUCCGGCAGUCAACCCUGAUGACUUUGCUGCAUAUCCACACAUAGAAGAACUGGACCUGAGUGGGAAUAUCAUUGCCUAUGUUGAGCCUGGAGCCUUCAACUCACUCUACAGCCUCCACACACUGAGUUUAAAGAGCAACCGCAUCAAGCUCCUCUCUUUAGGUGUCUUCUCUGGCCUCUCCAACCUGACAAACCUGGAUAUCAGCGACAACAAAGUUGUCAUUCUGGUGGACUAUAUGUUCCAAGACCUGCGCAACCUCAGGUCAUUGGAAAUUGGAGACAAUGAGCUAAUCUAUAUCUCCCAUCGGGCCUUCAGUGGACUAUUGUCACUGGAGAGCCUGACACUGGAGCGCUGUAACUUGACGGUGGUGCCCACAGAUGCCCUGUCCCACCUGCACAACCUGGUGAGCCUACAUAUGCGCUACCUCAGUAUCAGCACUCUUCACCCCUACUCCUUCAAGAAGCUGUUCCACCUUCGUCACCUAGAAAUUGACAACUGGCCAUCUCUUGAUGCGGUCCCUAUUAAUUCACUGCAUGGCCUCAACCUCACCACACUUUCUAUUACCAACACCAACCUGUCCACUUUCCCUUACCAGGCUCUUCGCCACCUGCCUUACCUCACACACCUUAACCUCUCCUACAGUCACAUUCGGGUGGUGGAGGGUGGCCUGCUUAAGGACUUAGUGCGAUUGCAUGAGCUGAGGUUGGCUGGAUCUCAACUGGUGUCCAUCGAACCCUAUGCUUUCCAGGGCAUCCGCUGGCUCCGUUUGCUAAAUGUCUCCCAAAACCGCCUUGAUACCCUGGAGAGGGGGGUAUUCCAUGCUCCUGAGGCCCUAGAGGUGCUGUUGAUCAACAACAAUCCUCUGGUGUGUGACUGCCGUCUCAUGUGGUUGCUGCAAAGGCGCCAUUCAAUUUCUUUUGGGGACACCCAGCCCGAGUGCAGCACUCCGGAAGGGAUCCAAGGACGCCCCUUCAAAGAGUUCAAAGAGACUCUGCUAUCUUACUACGUGACCUGCAGCAAGCCGAAGAUCCGAGAAAAUCGAACUCAGAUGGUGUCCGUGGAGGAGGGACAGUCGGCCCGAUUACACUGCAGUGCAGAUGGAACCCCGAGGCCCACUAUUUCCUGGGUCACCCCACGCCGGAGACACCUGACUACCAGGAGCCAUGGAAGGGUGACAGUUCACAACAACGGCUCGUUGGAUAUCAAGGCAGCAGAGGUUCAGGAUGACGGUGUGUAUAUGUGUGUGGCCUCUAGCACAGCAGGCAAUGACACUCUUAUGGUAUCACUGGCAGUGAAAAGUCUGGGCUCGCUGUAUGCCAACAGGACCCAGCAUUAUACGGAUACAAGCAAUGCCACUGCCAAUGGUACCAACCUCCCCAAUGUGACCUUUGGCCUGGACCUAAAAACUAUCUUAGUUUCUACAGCCAUGGGCUGUUUCACAUUCCUAGGAGUGGUUCUCUUCUGCUUCCUGCUCCUGUUUGUAUGGAGUCGAGGAAAAGGCAAACAUAAAAACAACAUUGAUAUUGAGUACGUGCCACGCUCAAAGUCCAAUGGGACCUCCGCUGAAGAGGCAGACCAGGGUGCUGGGCCACGUCGAUUUAACAUGAAAAUGAUUUAAGACAUUGAAAGUAAUACCAGUGGGAAUUUACGCUGAUCUCUGUUUUGCAUAUGAAACCUGGAACAGCUUCAGAUCAAUGCCUGGAAACUCAAAAGUUCCUAAGAUUCACUCCAGGUUUUGGUUAAGCCUGGACUUCACUGGAUGCGCAAGGAGAAUAAUAUGUGUCAAUAGAGAACAAUUUUCAAUUUGUAUGAAACCCUCUUGUUAGGAGGGGGUGUUCAUCAACACUCCAACACAAAUUGUGUACAGAACCAAUUUGUAAAAUUCAAGUAUUACUCUUAUUUGCCGAGGCUCGCACAUGCUUUCUCACUGCGACCAACAGAUGAUUGGGAAUCCGUUCUCUCUCUCAUUAUCCUGCAUAUAUGUAUGUAAUUCUCAGUUAUGUAUGUGUAUGUUAACAUGUAUAAACACUUUCUUUUUUUGCAUUGUUCACAAAAUGCAAUGACCGCCAAAAUUUACAUUUCCCUUGAUUUGAAAGAAAUACGGUGUGACCAAGCCAUCAUCUCACUACCCAAACUGUUUGAGGAUGGAGGACGAAGGCCUUUAGCAGGUGUGAAAUGUAACUCCAGGGAACUUGUAUGCCUUUUGUCUACCCCAAGUUAUUCUCCUGAUAUGAAGAAUAUUAUAUUUGUUUAUAAUCUGGAAAAAAGAAGAGAGAUUAUUUAUUGACAAAGGCCUUUAAGUUCAAAAUUAAUAACACAAGGUAAAGAUCUUCAAAUGGUUUAAAAUCAUGCGUUUUUUUUUUUUUUAUAUGAUUUUGCACCAAGUAUGAACAUUAAUUAACACACACCAUUUUUAGUUUUGCUCUUGUCCAUUUCUGUGACUCUAACCGCACAUCUGGUACAAAAUACAAAAUGUCUAAAUUUCCAGUCAAGCUACCAUUAAUCUUUUUCUUUUAAUUAUAAUUUUUUACAAUUUUCUUUCCUUCCCUAUUAAGAAAUUCUGACUUUGUUGUGGUAGUUUCUCAUUUUGUUGUUGAAUCAUUUAGAUUGUAAACAGUUCCAAGUAAAGAAAAAAUACAUGUAUGUGGAAUAAAAAAUAUUGAUUUGUA